AUGUAAGAGGAAUUAUCAUAUAAUCCUGAAAUUAUGAAAUCUUAAUUGAGCAUGUUACCUCCCAUCGAAUAAUUUACAUUGCAACAAUUAGCAAAUAAGAGGAAAGUUAAUUUUAACAUGAUGCUUUCUUUACCGGUUAAUUAUUAAAUCUCAAUUUGUAGUUUCUAUUGAAGGACAAGGCUUUGGAAGACAGAAAAGACACCAUAGCUCUAUUUAGAAAACGAAAAUUCGAGCCCUUAUUACCUUAAAAACACAACAUACCAUUAAUUAAUAGUGGCAGAAUACAUUGCACUGAGUUUUGGUCCGAUAAAUAUUAGACGACAGCCUUGCGUGAUUCCCACAUUGAGAAAAAUCUCAAUAAGUAUAGAUAAAUAAUCAAAACUAACAUUCAGGAAUACUUAGUUAAGUUUGAAAUGCAAGCAAAAGAAUAGUUGGAAGAAGCACGCAAGUAUUAUUGAAUGAAUUAAUUAAGUAUCAAAUAUUAGGAAAUUUUCAAAAAAUAACCUUCAAUUUCUGAAGAUGAUUUUGCUCCCACUAUGAAUGAGUUAAAUGUAAGUCAAUGCACAUAAGAUGAAAUAUUUAAUUUCUAUAGAGAACCCAAGAAAUAUAAUGUAACUUAACUGCAAAAAACUAGUUUGCGUAACCUUGAUAAAAUUACAAGUAGCAGUCUAAAACAGAGUUAUAUAGAGAAAUUUGAUAAAGUGAUAAGUGUUUGUGAUCGAUAUUCAAUCAAUUCAAAUAGACAUUCAAUGGAUAAUAUUAAGUAUUAUAAUUUUAGUAAUAUAAGUACAAUUGGGUUUGGUAACAUUAAAAAGCGAAAAAAAAAUAUACUUGACAGCAAGACUAGCAGAAGCCAUAUUAAUUGA
Molecule: messenger RNA, 866 nt
Organism: Paramecium octaurelia
Lineage: Eukaryota; Ciliophora; Oligohymenophorea; Peniculida; Parameciidae
Source: the annotation of a GenBank genome assembly